Larimichthys crocea (large yellow croaker) is the source of this 7731-nucleotide messenger RNA. It is a transcript of the gene loxhd1a, whose product is annotated as lipoxygenase homology PLAT domains 1a. The record is from RefSeq and is a predicted model, not a curated record. Gene Ontology annotation, molecular function: protein binding. The transcript is spliced from 41 exons. Lineage: Eukaryota; Metazoa; Chordata; Actinopteri; Sciaenidae. The coding region runs from base 189 to 7436 and encodes 2415 amino acids.
GCAGCCAUUGCUCCCUUUUGCGUGUCCUGAGUUUGAGUAUACCUGCAAUCGCACGCACCCAGGCCGGCCCUGAACGUCCCGAUCCCUGAACCUCCCUGCAGCCAAGGGUCAAAUGAGUUGUCUUACACGAUUAGAAACUCAAGGCAGCACUUACGAAACUAAAAGCCAGGGAAGUGGAUGAAUAAAAGAUGCCAUCGAAACAGAGAAAAUCCACAGCUGCAGAAGAAACCGAAGAGGUCGAUGACGAAGUGGAGGAAAGGGAGCCAAAGUUAAAAGAGAGGAGCAAUGGAGUGACCCGUGGGGACACCACAAAAGGAGAGAAGAGUCGGAAGAAAGACGAGAGCGCUGAGAGCUCCGAGAACCAGGAGGCCCCAGAGAAAGAGAAGAAGACAAAAGAGAGGGAAAAGGUAAAAGAGAAAAAGAAGAAAAAGAAACCGGAUUAUGAUGCCGAAACUGAUGCAGUGAUUGAAAAUGAAGCAGAGGAGGGCGAGCAGAACAAUAAUGAACCCAAGACCAAUUCCAAGAAGGAGAAAUCAGAGAAGCUCAAAGAGGAAGUGACUGACGGAGCGAAGGAGGAGAAGAAGAAAAAGAAGAAGAAAUCCUCCACAGAGAGUCCAGAGGGAGAGGAGGGGAUGGGAUCCAAGGAUAAGUCAAAAGAUGGCAAGAAGAAGAAGAAGUCUCACAAUGACGAUGAUGAGGAGCCCCUGACCGAGGAAGAGGAGGAGGACUCAAAGAAAAAGAAAAAGAAGAAGGGGAAGAAGGGAUCGGCGGACAGCGAUGAAGAUAAGAAGAAAAAGGGGAAAAAAUCCAAAAAUAAACAGAUCGACUACGCAGUGAUCUACCAGAAAGAGCUGCUGGAAUACAACACGGACGUAUCUGAUGGAUAUGAGGAUGAGUACUACAAAAAAAAAGUGUAUGAAGUGGUCACUAUCACCGGUGAAGUAAAGGGAGCCGGCACAGAUGCUAAUGUGUUUGUUACCCUUUUUGGAGAGUUGGGCGUCACGCCUAAGGUUCACCUGGCGAGCAAAAGCCGAACUGCAUUUGAGAAGAAUAAAACCGAUGUUUUCCGCAUCAAAACGUACAACGUGGGGCCUCUGAAGAAGAUCAGGAUCGAGCACGACAACACAGGCAUGAACCCCGGGUGGUACUUGGACCGGGUUGUGGUGACCGACAUGUACCGUCCCCAUCUGCGCUACUAUUUCGCCUGCAACAACUGGCUGAGUCGGGAGGUGGGUGACAAGCUGUUUGUCCGGGACCUGCUGGCCAGCAAGAACCCCUUGGAUGUCCCAAAAUAUAAUAAAUACAUUGUGACCGUUUACACCCCCGACGUAAAGGGAUGUGGGACUGAUGCUGACGUCUUCCUGAACAUCUUUGGAGAAUACGGUGACUCGGCGGAGAGACGACUGGAUAGUGACAAAGACAACUUCGAACGUAACUCAGCAGACAAGUUCACGGUAGAUGCUCCAAACCUGGGAAGUCUGAAAAAAAUCACCAUCGGCCACAACAACAAAGGCUCAUCAGCUGGAUGGCUUCUAGACAAGGUUACAAUCGAAGACAUAGGAAAUAAAGAAAUGUAUGAGUUUCCAGUUAAUCGCUGGUUGUCCAUGGAUGAGUCUGAUGGGAAAAUACAGAGAGAUGUGUUGGUUGGAUCGGUGCAGCCAAUGGGAGUCAUAUACCAUAUACGAGUGAUGACUGGAGAUAUCAGGGGUGCAGGCACCGACUCUAAGAUCCACCUGGUCAUGCACGGCUCCAAGGGUAUAAAGAACAGUGGCAAACUCUUCCUGGAGGGUGGUCUUUUCGAGCGCGCUCUCAUCGACAUUUUCAGCGUGGAGAUCUUUGAACUGAUCGGCCCGAUCAGCAGGGUCACCAUCGGGCACGACAACGCUGCCGUUGGCGCCGGAUGGUACUGUGAGAAGGUGGUGAUAUACUGUCCGUUCACGGGCCUUGAGCAGACAUUUCCGUGCGGUAGGUGGCUGGAUGAGGAUGAAGGGGAUGGACUGAUUGAGAGGGAGAUGUGCGAGAUGGUGUCUCUCAGGCAGAUGAGGACGAAGAAGUACCCAUGGUCCCUGUGGAUUUGGACAUCAGAUGUGAAGGGAGCGGGGACAGAUGCUCAGGUAUUUGUGCAGGUCUACGGAGAGAAGGCCGUGUCCGAUGAGUUCAAAUUGGAAAACAAGUCUGAUAGUUUUGAACAGGCCCAGCUUGAUAAAUUCCUGAUUGAAAUGCCAGACAUAGGACGGGUGCGGAAACUACGCAUCUGGCAUGAGAAGAGAAAUCCAUUUUCUGGCUGGCAUUUGGGGAGGGUCACUUUGCUUAAGACCCUGACCAUGGAGAAAUAUUCUUUCCAAUGUGGCCGCUGGCUGGACGUCAAUGAAGAUGACAACGAGAUCAUCAGAGAGCUUCCGGCUACCGGAGCACUCAUCGAUGAGCCGCUUCCCCUGAUAAAGUAUCUUGCCACCAUCUGCACCGGGGAGGUCAGCGGCAGUGGCACCGACGCCACCGUCUUCCUCAAUAUAAUCGGUGACCUGGGUGACACAGGGAACCGUGACAUGAUUAUCAGCAGAAACAAUGUCAACAAAUUUGAAAGUGGCAACCACGAUGAGUUUAUCAUCGAGGCUGUGACCGUCGGCAAGGUACAAAGAGUGCGCGUCGGCCAUGAUGGCCGCGGUGGAGGCUGCGGUUGGUACCUUGACAAGGUGAUGGUCAGGGAGGAGGGCCAGCCGGAGAGUAUGGCCAUCGUGUUCCCCUGUGACAGGUGGUUGGAUCGUAACGAGGACGAUGGACAGAUUUCCCGCGAGUUGGUUCCAGAUGGAGACGGCCUGCGUCUCUAUAAUGUCAGCUACCAUAUCGCAAUAGUGACGGGCAACAUUAAUGGAGCCAGCUCAGACUCCAGGGUGUUUGUCAAGCUGUAUGGGGAGAAGUGUGAUACUACCAAGACGACACUGGCAGUGUCCGAGAAUGACCUCAGGGACUACUUUGAGACUGGACGCACAGACAUCUUCAUCUUAGACACCUUUGACGUUGGAAAGAUCAACCGCCUCCUGAUCGGUCACCAUAACGAGGGCCUGCGGGCUAGAUGGUUUCUGGACAGUGUGCGGAUCUCUGUACCGGUUCAUGGGCUAGAGUACAUGUUCCCAAGCCACCGCUGGCUCAGCCAAUACGACUCUGAUGGGAGGGUGGAGGCUGAGAUCUAUCCCAGUGAGAUCUUGGAAAUCGAAAAAUUGAUCAACUAUGAAGUAGCAGUGGUGACAGGGAACGUUCUGACAGGUGGCACCGAUGCAAAUGUCUUCUGUCAGAUGUACGGAGAUGAAGGGAAAACUGAAGUCCUCCAACUUGUGACUCGUUCCGACAACUAUGAACGUGGCACCACUGAGAUCAUCAGGAUCGAGGCUCAUGACGUUGGUAAGAUCUACAAGAUACGUAUCUUCCACGACGGGAGGGGUGUCGGAAGCGGCUGGUUCCUGGAGACGGUGAGCAUCAAGCGGCUGAAGAUGACUUUGGUGAAAACUGAGGUGAAGAAGGAGGAGAAGGAGACCAAGAAAGACAAGAAGAAGGACAAGAAAAAGAAGAAGAAAGAAGAGGAGGUGGAGAUAAUUGAAGAGCUGAAGGAACUGGUGGUGACAUAUACUUUUCCUUGUAACCGCUGGCUGGCCAGGGAUGAGGGGGAUGGAGAGAUUGUGGUGGAGCUGCUGACUGAGGGGGAGGAAGAGCUGGAGAUGAACACCUAUGAGGUCCAUGUGUUCACCGGGACUAUGUUCGGGGCGGGGACUGAUGCCAACGUUUACGUCAACAUCUAUGGAGAGAUCGGAGACACGGGGGAGCGACGGCUCAGGAAGUCGAACAACCUGAACAAAUUUGAGAAAGGCAAAGAGGACGUUUUCACCAUCUCGGCGGUCGACCUGGGGACCUUGAAGAAACUGAGGAUCCGACAUGACAACAGCCAGGCCGGCGCCGGCUGGUUUUUAGACAGAGUGGAAAUUAUAGACAACAAAGAUGACACCACGUACUUUUUCCCUUGUAAACGUUGGCUGGCUGUCGAUGAGGAUGAUAGACAGCUUGCCAGGGAGCUGGUUCCUGUGGACGAGGCCUUCAUGAGGAAAGAGGACGAUGACGAAGACUCUGAAACCACACUUGGACUGGAACAAAAAUCCAUGUCAACAACAUACAACGUUAGGAUAAGAACCGGUGACAAAGAGUAUGCAGGAACUGAUGCUAAUGUCUUUAUGACGCUGUUCGGCACCAAGGAUGACACAGGGAAAAUUAGCCUGAAGGGUUCGAAGACUCAUAAGAAUAAGUUUGAGCAGGGUAUGAUCGAUGAGUUCACGGUGGAAGCUGUGGACAUUGGACCACUGAGGAAAGUGCGCAUCGGUCACGACAACCAUGGUGGAGCAUCAGGCUGGUUCGUUGACUGGGUGGAGAUUGAUGCUCCGUCUCUUGGACAGAAGCUGCGCUUCCCCUGCGGUCGCUGGUUGGAUAAAGGAGAGGAUGACGGAGCCAUCGUCCGAGACCUUUUCGCUAAUCCUCUUCAGACGGAGCUGUACACACCAUUUGUUCCCUAUGAGAUUAAAAUCUUCACGAGCGACCUGUUUGGAGCUGGCACAGAUGCAGAUGUCUUCAUCACCCUGUACGGGCGAGAUGCAGUGUGCACCCAGCAGAAGUUUCUGUGUUUCAACAAGAGGGAGAGGAGGAUGUACUUUGAGAGAGGAGCUGAAGACAUGUUUAUCGUGGAGCUAGAAGAUGUGGGUGAUGUAAUGGAGAAGAUCCGUAUCGGCCAUGACAACCGUGGGGUCAACCCAGGCUGGCACCUGGACAGAGUGGAGAUCAGACGCCUGCUCGGGAAGGGAAAGGGUUCAGAGACUACCAUCUUCCCAUGUGAGCGCUGGCUCGCCAAGUCGGAGGAUGAUGGAGAAACAGUGAGAGAGCUGGUACCCUCUGACAUUAUCACUGAGAAACUUUCACGAGACGGAAACCUGAAAGUGACUGAAAUCGAAGUGGAAGAUGCCCUGGAGACUCACACAUACCAAGUGUCAGUGAUGACAGGCGACGUGUACGGAGCUGGCACCGACGCCAACGUCUUCCUCACAAUUUACGGGGACCAGGGGGACACUGGAGAGAGGAAACUGAGCAAGUCUGAGACGAACAGCAACAAAUUUGAACGGGGAUCUGUGGAUAAAUUCACUUUAGAGGCGGUUGACCUCGGAAUAGUUUUCAAGAUUAAAAUUCGCCAUGAUAACAGUAUGAUAAGUCCUGACUGGUACUUGGACCAGGUGGAGGUGUAUGACGAGGAUACGGAGGAGGUCUUUCUCUUCUUAUGUGAACGUUGGCUGUCCAGGAAGAAGGAGGACCAGCGCAUUGAGAGAGUCUUCUAUGUCAAGGGUUAUGAAGGAGUUCGAGAGGGCCUAAACAGUAAAAAGAACUCGGCCCUGACGGUGAAGAGCGUCGACAGUAACAUGAACAAGAAGAGCAAAAAGAAGGAGGAAGAAGAAACCGAGCUGCCGAUCAUACCAUACCAUAUCACCAUCUGCACCGGACUGGAGCGCGAUGCUAGCACUACCAGCAGGGCUUAUGUGAUCAUAAUCGGGGCCGAUCAAACCCAGACAGAGAGGUUGUGGCUGGACCUGCCGGACGAGACGCAGGGCUUUAUGGCCGGCUCUCUUGAGAACUUUCAGUCCUACGGUGUAGACGUGGGGGAGAUCAAAAAGGUCGAGCUCGGCCAUGAUGGGGCCACUCCUGAGAGCUGCUGGCUGGUUGAUGAGCUGGCUGUUGCUGUGCCAACCAAAGGGGUCAAAUAUACUUUCGCUUGCAAGUGCUGGCUGGCCAAAGAUCGAGGAGAUGGUUUGACGUCUAUAUUUUUAAACAUACUGGAUGCAGAGGCCAUUUCUAUUACCCAGAAGGUUAUCUACGAGGUGACCGUAGUGACAGGCGACGUGCAGAACGCGGGAACGGACACCCUGAUCUACAUGACUGUGUUUGGAGUCAACGGCAGCACAGAGGAGAUGCUGCUGCAGAAGGAUGAGGACAGGUUUGAGCGCGGUCAGGAGGACACUUUCAACAUGGAGAUUGAUGACAUUGCCCCACUGAGGAAAAUGAGGCUUCGUAUUGAUGGCUCGGGCAGUCGUCCUGACUGGUUUCUGGAUCAGGUUAUCUUGCGUAACCUGGCCACAGAGGAGGUGUCUGUGUUCACCUACGAGGACUGGCUGUCCAAGACACUUGGACCCAAGGGAAGCAUGAUCUGCGAGAUGGCUGCUAUGGUAGACGAGGAGUUGAUGGUGGAGCCCACCACCUAUAUCAUCCAGGUCAAGACCGGUGACCAUGCAGGGGCAGGCACUGAUGCCAACGUGUGGAUCAUCAUAUUCGGAGAGAACGGCGACUCUGGGACGCUGGCGUUGAAAGAGUCCACCAAGUCCAACAAGUUUGAGCGCAAGCAGAUGGACACGUUCCGGUUCACGGACAUCCUCAGCCUGGGAGAUCUCUCCAAAGUACGGGUCUGGCACGACAACACAGGUCCUGCUCCAGGAUGGCAUUUGGAGUAUAUUGAUGUGAAGGAUGAGCUCUUGGACAAACCAUUUCGUUUCCCAUGUGAUCGCUGGCUUGCCAAGAACGCUGAUGACGGACAAAUAAUGAUUGAACUGCCAUGUUCUAACAACGCCUUCUUAGACCUCGACGAGAAGACGAAGUACGAAAUUUGUAUCACAACUGGAGAAGCUGAAACCAAAGAAAAUGCCUGGAUUGUACUUGAGGGGAGGAAGGGUCGAUCAAAGGAAUUUGUAAUGGAGAACUCAAAGAAGAAGAGGUUCUUGCGGGGAAAUGUGGACAGGUUCGAGUUUUCGUCCAAGAACCUCGGUGAUAUCGCUGGUAUCUGCCUGGGCCACACACCCAAGGAUGGAAAGAAAGUAAAGGGGGAGGUUUUAUGGCAUGUGGAGGAGGUCGUCAUCACUGAAAAGGAACUGGAAAACAAGUACAUCUUCAUUUGCAACGCCCACAUCCCUCUCUCUCCAAAGAGGGACGAUUACUUGACCUUCGAGUGCACAAAGACCAUCGAGAGCUUUGUCAGUAAAGCUCGAAGCCUGGUGCCCAUCAAGUACGAGAUCAUCGUCAUCACGGGCGAUCAGAAAGGAGCGGGUACAGAUGCCAAUGUCUUCAUCACUGUCUACGGCACCAAUGGAGAGUCAGGCCGUCGGCAGCUGCGGCAGAGUUUUCGUAACCUCUUCGAGCGCGACCAGACGGACCGUUUUAUGCUGGAAAUGCUGGACAUGGGAGAGCUGCACAAAAUCCGGAUGGAGCACGACAACUCCGGUCUGAGCCCCGGCUGGCUGCUGGAUCGCGUGGAAGUCACUAACACAUCCAAUGGUGUCACCACCGUCUUCAUCUGUGGGAAGUGGCUGGACAAGAACAAGGCUGACGGGCAGAUCGCCAGGGUCAUCUACACGAAAUAUUAGAAAAAGUAUUAUUUAUAAAAACAGCAGCGUAAUGACCAAAGAGAUUCUGCUCUGGCAAGUUUUAUAUCUCAGGAACUGAGACAGAUUUUUACAUUCAUAGUUGUUUUUUUAUGAUAUUAUAGUUCAAUAUUUAAUACUACCUGAGAAUAUGGCCUGCAAUGAAAUACUGUGACAAUAUGUUCUUAGGUCAGAAGACUGAAUGUGCCAUUCUUUAUAAAUUUCAUAUGUCAGUGAUGGUAUGCUCAGUUGCUUUGUUAUAACGGAGGUUUUGUAAAAGAUUAAACUCUUUUGUGAU